Messenger RNA from Solenopsis invicta (red fire ant), 4581 nucleotides. RefSeq lists its product as uncharacterized. Gene Ontology annotation, biological process: protein dephosphorylation. Gene Ontology annotation, molecular function: protein tyrosine phosphatase activity. The record is from RefSeq and is a predicted model, not a curated record. Lineage: Eukaryota; Metazoa; Arthropoda; Insecta; Hymenoptera; Formicidae.
UUUGUGACUCACGUACUACUUAUUUUUGGAAAAGUAGUUAUAAUAUACGACGUGACAUCAAAAAACCAUGAAAUAACAUUGAUAUGUGUGUCUGAAAAUGAUGGCGGCGCUCUUGUAUGGAAUCGUCUUACAUCGCUUCUCGAGGACGAAUACGAUUAUUAUGAGGUUAAUGGACUUAAAAAGAAUUAUAUAAUGUGUAAGAUGAAUGCAAAUAAAGGAUGCUUGGAGUCAUGGAUUAAACAAGACUGGAUUCUUACAAAUUCCGUUUUAACACCUAUGGGUCCAGUAUUUGAUCAACGAUGGGAAGAAUUUCAACAGAUUACAACUGAUUACGACAAGUUCCAUAAAGUUCUUGGAACUAACUUUAAUAAAGUACAGCUUUCUUUUUCGGUUCGUACGGUGUGCAACAUGAUGAUAUUAAUUUGCAACGGCAAGAAUGUUUACGAAGAUUUUUGCUAUUGGAUCGUAAUAAAUGGUUGGAACUAUACACAAUCAGUCAUUGGCAAAUAUGCAACAGAAGGCCAUGAAUUUAAUAAAUCCAAGGAUUAUUUUGACAUAUAUUCAGAGUGUUAUUUUGACCCCCUAGUAUCAAACGAACAACCAGUGUAUAAAAAUGAAUGGCAAACGUUUGUUAUUACAUGGAAUUUUGACAUGGGCGAAAUAAUUCUUUAUGAUACUGAUAACAUCAUUUUGACAUAUACAGACGAGGAAAGAGAUGAAUUACGCUCAGACAAUAAUUAUUACAUGUUCAUUAAAAGUCUUCACGAAAUGUACUUUCGAGUGCAUAUAUAUAAAUUUUUGCAUACCACUGUUGAGAAUGCGACUUUAACAAGUCCCGUGUUUGAAAUUUAUGAUGAAGUGAUCUGUGUACAAUUAUUAGUUGGUCUUUGCGCCGAAUGCGAUGCACGUAUAAUGUUGAUCAUACAUAAUGAUUCCAAGAAUGAUGAAGUAUUAACAAUCAGAAAGACAGUAAAAGGUUCCACAAAAGCCGCGGUUUAUGGCUUACCUAUGUGGCAAUCAGUUACUAUUAAGAGAAAUUCGAUCAACUAUAGUAAUUAUAAUGCAAUCAUCCAAUUGAUUCCUAAACUCAAUAAUCGUAACACCAAUCCGUUGUGGGCAAUAGCAAAUGUUCGCCAGUGUCCUCAAGAUGGUACGAAUCUUAUAUUGAGGAAAAAUGUUAUAACUUUUAGAAAUUAUUACGAACCUAUUGAGAGGCAAAACGUGACAUGUCAAAAAUUAUUUUAUAAUGAACAUGCUGUCGUGAGUCCUGUACCAAGCGUCAAAUCAGAUGUAAAUCUUGAUGCGUCAUACUGUCCUCUAGGAAAAAUUGGACCAAAGUGCUUAGUUUCCUGUGAAUAUGAUCUGCAUAAUAACUUCGAUUGCAGAGGAACUCAAAUUUGUUAUGAAGAUGGUUGCACGUGUGAUACAGGUUUUUCAGGAGCAUAUUGUUUUGACUCUUGUAAUUCAAAUACAUACGGUUAUAAUUGCAUGAAAACAUGUGGCUCAUGUCUCUAUAACAAAACAUUAUCUGGCAAUCGGUGUGAUACAAGAACUGGGAUAUGCAGUAACGGAUGUAAUGAUACUAAUACAGAAUUUUACAUUCCACCUUUAUGUCAAAUAGGCGUAGAAAAGCCAAAUGUACCUACAGUUAUCUCAAUAAACGAAACGACUAUUUGGGCCAAUGUUUCUAUAACAUGGAAAGACGAAUACGAAGAAAUGUCGAUUCUUUAUUCUUUUGACAUUCAGGUAACACACACAUAUUACCGUCAGCGAAAAAAGCACUUUGCAACUAUUGUACAGUUUAUCAGGCUGAUUGGCUCGAAUUAUGUCGACGAGUUUUCGAGAAAAGUACGACGGGGUAGUUCAAAUAGGAUCGCAUGGACUGAUAUAAGCUUAAGAAAAGUCGGUUACUUGCAGGAUUUUUUACACAUCAAAUACAAUCAGCACUCAUGGAACACGUUAUUUCGAAAUAUGACACAAGUGACGAAAUAUUUUGAAAACAUGGAACCUGGUUUUACUUAUCAUAUUCGUCUAAGCUUAAAUAUUUCAGGUGUACAAAUACAUAGCGACUGGAAAGCAGUUGAGACUAAAUGCAAUCCGGCUGAAAACUUCGAAGUAACACCAGAAGAAACCGGCAUGAUAAUUAAUUUACGAAUCAACCCAAAACAAUUAUAUUCAUGUCCGGCAACGUGGUAUUAUCUCGUAAUUCAAAAUGAAGAUACGAACAAAGAGGUCGUUUCUACAUUAGUUCCAUCUUUUCCAUAUAAAUUUCAACCUUUAUCAUCACACACUUCUUUUAAUGUGACUAUAUCUCACGAAUAUCUCGUGUUAUUUUCAAAAUCGAUCAGGCUCAAUAAGGUUUCACCACUGUAUGAAGCGUGGCUAAUACCCAUUACGGCCAUUACAUCAUUCUUCGUCGUGAUAGUAAUAGCAUCUUACUUGUACCGAAGAAAAAGACAACAAUGGAAUCAAAGACAGAUACGAAACGAAAUAGCUUUGUCGCAGAAGACCGUGAUCUGUAAACACGAAAAAAAAUCCAUAAUAUCGAAUGGAAUAGAAUUAAUGGAAGAUAUGCCACAUCUUUAUGAAAGUCUGUCUUCAUUGCGGGCAAGUAAUCCAGAAACGUUGGUAAUUGCUGCCACGCACGACGAUGAAGACGAGACUGAAAUGGAAUCAUUAGUAAAGGUAAAAGAUUUUGAGGAAUAUGUCAGACAAGCGUUACAGUCAGGAUUACUGGAUAAGCAAUACAAAACAAUUUCAAAGAAACUAACCCAGCCAUCUAAUGGCGGAAAAUAUCUGCUCAUCAAAUACGAUAAAACAGUGAUGAAGAAAUAUAUGGAUGAUGCUUACUCCGAUUAUAUCAUUGCUAAUUACAUCACUGGUUAUAAAGAAGAGAAACGUUACAUAGCGACACAAGGACCCGAAACAAAUACUGUCACCGAUUUCUGGCGCAUGAUUUGGCAGGAAAACGUUCUUGUUAUUUGUAUGUUGACAAAUAUAGUCGAAAAUGGAAAGACUGAGUGCGAGCAAUAUUGGCCGGAUAUUGACAAGAAGAUGAAGUACGGCGACAUUAUUGUAUUAAACGAAAAGCAGAAUAUUUUCGCUGAUUACUCUUUUAGAACUUUCCAAGUGACUUAUGGAGAGGAAACUCGAAAGAUAGAACAUUUACAUUACACGGCUUGGCCUGACUACGAAGUGCCAUUACAUACACACUCAGUGGUCACAUACUUGAAGAAAUUGUUAGCAUUAUCACCUGGAGAUGGACCCGUGGUAAUUCAUUGCGGUGAUGGUGUUGGAAGGACGGGGAUUAUCAUUUUGUGUGACAUUUGUCUCCGUCGAGCAGCGGCCGAGGGGGUAGUUGAUGUUCUUGCCGAAACGAUAUCCAUUAGAAGUGAACGAGGAAACAUAGUUAAUAAUAAGCAACAAUAUCUCUUUGUGCAUUUGGUGUUAGUGGAAUGUUUGUUUUCCAUUUCGACUACAAUUCCGUGUAACGAGAUGUUGAUUACGCAAAUCAAGGAGUUGAAAGAACAAUUGCCUGUUCAUCAGCAAAGAUUACAAAACAUUGCAUGGCGAGAUAAAAUCCUGCAACAAGGUACGUUUCCUUUAUUUUUUAUCGGAAGGUAAUCAAACAGUUUUCCAGAUUUAAUUUCAGAUAAAGUCAGUAAAGUGUAUUUAAAGAAAUACCCGACGUCGCACGAGGACAGCGAUUAUUUAUCUGCCGUUUAUGUAGACGGAGUAAAACUUCAGAAUCAGUACCUAGCUACGCAGCUUCCCAUACCAUCGACGAUUAAAACUUUUUGGCGAAUGAUUGCCGAAUUCAAAGUUGAACUUAUUCUCAUGCUACAGCCGCCAGAUUUGCAGGAUCCUGCUUGCUGUGAGAUCGCUCCUACAAGCGGUGAGUUUAAACCAAACCCAUAUUUGCAUAUUACUGCAAAAGAAGUCGUGAAGGAGAAAUAUUAUACAUCACAAAAAUUGUUGCUCGUUGAUAAUUUUGAGAAGUGUCCAAGAAAACAAGAUGUGACUAUAAUGUGUUUAACGAAAUGGAAACCCGGAAAAGAUCAACCAUUGCCUUCAGUGAGGUCAAUGGUGACCUUUUGGCAAGCAGCUGAGACCAUCGCAAGAGGCAAUGGCCCCACUGUCACUCUUUGCCAUGACGGAGUAACUGGGUGUGGUCUGUAUCUAGCAUUGAGUUUUUUGUUGGAACGAAUGACUGUCGAAAAGGAAUGCGAUGUUUAUUUAGCAGUGCGAGCUGUCAAACGAUCAAGAACAGAUUUUAUUCGUUCUAUGGAACAUCUGGAAUAUCUAUACGAUGCCGCGGUGACAUAUACGGAGUUUUUCAAAGGCUAUGCAAAUUUUUUGUAAAGCAAGAAUAAUCAAGCUAUAUUCUCUUCAUACAUAUACAGCGGUGCUUCGACACAACAUCAUGCACAAAUCAUUCAAAUAUCCAUAAUGAAAUAUCUCGUAUUGCAAAGAAAGUAAAACGAAAUAUCGUCCAAGAUUUUCAUUAACAACUACAGAGAUUUAAUCGUAGUACUGCGACAUCGAAAUCAUAAUAAAGAAACAAAAUCUGCUUGAGAAAAA